UGGGUUCAUUGUGAUAUUAAACCCGCUAAUGUUUUGGUUUUUGAUAAUGAACGUGGUGGAAUGCACAAGUUGAAAUUGGCUGAUUUCGGAUUGUCGUUGAGAGUUGGUGAUGGGAUGGCAUAUACGACUGGACGUGCAUUGAGUAACCGUGGAACUCUACUUUAUGCACCUCCAGAAUCUUCGACGCACGGUUUUCAUUCCAAAGCUUAUGAUAUAUGGUCGUUAGGGUGCACCGUGGCAGAGAUGAUGACUGGGUAUCGCGUUUGGAUUGAUUGCAGCACUAAAGAUCUGCAGUGGAUGAUUAUGACUGAAGAUCCCAUGAUUCCGACUAAUAUUUCAGAGAUAGCCAAAGAUUUUUUGCACAAGUGUUUCAUAAGGGACCCUCUAGGAAGAUGGACAUCGGAACAACUACUGCAACAUCCUUUUAUUCAGCAAGCUUUAUGUACUGCGUCAAUUUCAUUAAUGCCUGAAACUCAAGAGGUGACAAGAAGGGUUAGUCCUUUUGGUUGCCAAAUUCCAAUUCCAGAGAAGGACUUCAUCAGUUUGCCCUUAGAAGCAGUUUAAACAGAACGUAUUGAAUAGGAAUGCAACACUACUUAGAAUUUAGAUAGUGUAUUAUAUAUGGAGUAGAACUACUUAGCAGAAACCAAAUUGUGUAGUAAUUGUCAAAAAGAUGUAUUACUUAGCAGGAUGUAUUCCAAUUCCAGAAUAAUAUCCAUUCUAUUCGUUA
Molecule: messenger RNA, 730 nt
Organism: Capsicum annuum
Lineage: Eukaryota; Viridiplantae; Streptophyta; Magnoliopsida; Solanales; Solanaceae
Product: mitogen-activated protein kinase kinase kinase 20
Exons: 1
Coding region: 61-564 (167 amino acids)
Biological process (GO): protein phosphorylation
Molecular function (GO): ATP binding; protein kinase activity
Source: RefSeq, a predicted model, not a curated record